Messenger RNA from Penicillium hordei, 942 nucleotides. Its product is annotated as LysM peptidoglycan-binding domain-containing protein. The record is from RefSeq and is a predicted model, not a curated record. The coding region runs from base 1 to 942 and encodes 313 amino acids. NCBI's taxonomy places the organism in Eukaryota, Fungi, Ascomycota, Eurotiomycetes, Eurotiales, Aspergillaceae. The transcript is spliced from 5 exons.
AUGUUGAUCUCAGUUCCUGAGAUUUCUGCUGGACUUCCAAGAAUAAAGACACCUAUGGCCUGGUAUAUCUGGGGUGUUGUGGCCUUAGCUACGAGAGGCGUGGCGGAUAGCUUCUUCAACAACACGGAUUUCACUUCACCGACGGCCGAUCUAUCGACCGCCUGUGCGACAGCGCUUCAGGCGUCACUGGAUUGUAAUCCCUUCUUGACCUAUGUUAUGACCAGCAACUACUAUACAUCCGUUGGGAACACUACAAUCCAAGAUGAAUUUUGCAGCACAGCUUGUUCUAGUGAUCUAGCGAGCUACCGUGAUGAUGUCGCGACGAGUUGUGCCAAUGAUCCGCAGCCCUUCUCUGGGUAUCCCGCGACAUAUUGGGCAGAUUGGGCUAUUUCUGCUUUUGACCAUAAUCAAACCGUUGAGUCGGACGGAACCAACCUCCUAACGGACCAAUUGUGCUCCAGCUGUGUGGUUUCUCUCUUCAGCUUAAUGCAGAGCACCCCUUAUUCAAACUACGAUCCUACCUUGGCCAACAUAUGGAUUAGUGGUGACGGCUGUGAAGCUAUCGCCAAGAAUUAUGGAGUAUCGACAGGCACACUUAUCGCGAUCAAUGAUCUCUAUGUUGACUGCGCCAACUUAGGGGUCCUUUGUAUCCCGCCCCAAUGCACCACAUAUAACGUGGAGAGUGGCGACACCUGUAACAUGAUUGCGAAUAAUACCAGCACCAGCUUCCAGCAGCUUGUAGCAUGGAAUCCCUCCUUGGGUUCAUACUGCACCAAUCUGCUGUCUAGAGAGAAUAUCUGUGUCAGUCCUCCAGGGGGUGUUCAGAACCUGACCACCAUUGCGGGUGCCACCGCUACCCAGACGGGUAUCUAUGCAACAACCACUGCUUCUCGACCGAGUCCCGUUGCUACCGGAACGAAACUUGACUGUGGAAAAUACUAG